AUUUUUUUAUUUUUCGGUCUUGAAUUUGUAUUAAGUAGCUCGUGGCCUUAUAUGAACGAUAGUUAAGGGAGAAUAAUAAUAAUAAUAUAUACACACCCUCCGAGUGUAUGACACGCCUAACCAACCUCAACGUAUACAAACCAACUGAGCGUUGAUAUGGAGCAAGAAUAUAAUUUUGACAGCAAUGAUUGUAAUAGUUCAUUCAAUGAAGUCAUUGGACACAUAGAAGAUAUUUUAAUUGAAACUGAUUUUCAAAAAACUCAACAACAUAUCUUGGAAAAAUAUUGGCGAGAAUUUGAUUCCGAAGAAGAAAAUAAAUUGAUUUACAUGAUUAUAUUUGAAGAAUAUCAUAAAACGAUAGAAAAUUACAUAGAAACCAAUUUGAAAAAAAUAAUACCAAAAUUUUCAAUAGAGAUGUUAUUUAAACAACUGAGUGAUAACAGUUCAAAAUUAGAAGGUGAAGUUUUCGACAUUCUUUACGCCUUAACGGACUUUUUAGCAUUUAAAGAGAUGAUUUUGGAUUAUAAAGCCGUAAAAGAAGGAAAGGUUCAAGAUCUAAGUACUGGUAUUACAAUUACUCCUUUAAAGCUUAAAAGUUCAAGUAAUUUAAAGAGCUAGCUUAGAAUAGGUACGAAUUAUUCACAAUUCACUCAAGUGUACUUACUUAAGGAGGUCCUUUCGCCAUCAAUGUUAAAUAAAAAAUAUUAGAUUACGCAUAAAAUUAAUUUUAAUCUAAUAGUUAGUCCUUAUUUAUCUACUAGUAAAGUUUAAUUAAGUCUUUACCGUGAAAAUUUUUAAAAAAAAAAAAUUUUUUUAAAUGUUAGUAUUUUUUCCGAGUCUUACGAGAAAGUCAGACCUUAACAACUUUCUCGAAUUAUGGUAUUAACUACCGAUUAGAUGGGAUAAAAAAAAAAUCGAAAUAAGGUUUUUGAAAUAUUCAGGUUUCAUUUUUUGCAAUAAAAUAUAUAGGUUGCCG
Cotesia glomerata is the source of this 976-nucleotide messenger RNA. RefSeq names its product ADP-ribosylation factor-like protein 2-binding protein. The record is from RefSeq and is a predicted model, not a curated record. Lineage: Eukaryota; Metazoa; Arthropoda; Insecta; Hymenoptera; Braconidae. Bases 157 to 618 code for a protein of 153 amino acids. Gene Ontology annotation, cellular component: mitochondrial intermembrane space. Gene Ontology annotation, biological process: positive regulation of tyrosine phosphorylation of STAT protein; maintenance of protein location in nucleus. The transcript has 6 exons.